AUGCAGAUCGACCCUGCAGCCCUAACAGGGACAACCGACUUUGCUACGGUUGCGCCGGCGGCUACAACAACCAAGACCGCCCCGACUGGUCCUCCUAUAACGCAGAAGACGACCAAGGCGCUCAUAUCUGUUCCGCGUCUCGAUGUCGAACCCAUUUAUACUGAGCUGAAAAGCGCAAUCGGCGAUGGUUGGACCGAAUAUAAGCAGGCUACCACACUCUUCUUGCUCGGACACCUUAAUCAAAAUGAAUUUACCCUUCGAGCAGCGCCAUUGCUGACCGUUGACCCGAAGCGCGAACGCCUUCACAACAACUUUGUCUGCGCCUUGCUAGGGAAUUUGACUAGGGACCUCCCUGACCAUGGAGUUGCGAGCUGGGUUUCUGCAAAUGACAAGCCAACAGUGGUAACAAAACCGGCCUCUGGAGAUGCUACCGAACAGCGCCUCAAGACCGAGGUCAUGCAGCUCCCGCCGAGAGAUAGAAGAAGAUUAAAAGCAAUUCCAGAGCCUGAUCCAAGUACUCUUCCUAACCCUCUCGAGGAAUAUCAACUAGCAAGGCAGAUCAGGCUCCCGGACCAGGUCCCUGCCAGCGCUGGGGGUCUAAACAAAACAAACUGGGAACUCGAAAUUCGCAAACGAUAUGCCCAACCUCUCGCGUCAGAGACUGGAGAGUUUCCCGACUCUGAAUCAAUAUAUGCCCGCAUGACGCCUAUUUGCUAUGAAGAAUCUAUAUCAAAUGGAGCCACAUUUUCGUGCGCAACUUACAUGGCUAUUGCGACCGAAAAUUUUGUGAAGACUUUUCUCUCCAAUGUUUUCGGCCGGACCAAGUGUAAUGGCCCCUCUGGAACGAUAAAUGGAAUGACGACGAGGAAAUACCGUCGCCAAUUAGAACGUGAGGAGAUGGCAUUUACACGAGGGGAGCUAGUUAGAAAUACUACCAACGGCCUUCUCCCUGUCGAAGCAAAGGAAGCCAGCAAUCGCCAACCACUGGGCCUACGUGACCUCAAAUUGACCUUAGACAUUGCUCCAGGAGCUCUUGGCCACAUGCCUCUCAUUAUAAGUCAAAUAAUGGGGGGCUAUCUCGAGGAAGAGCUGGAUGCGGAAAACCAAUGUUACGUGCAAGAGGCAAACACCGGUGUCGAUAGUACUGAUCAUGUAUCCUCUGGAGAUGAGAUGGAUCUCGACGAAGAGCCUUGUGAUUGGGAUGGUGCUACGGCUGCGGACCAUAGCCAGCUUAACUCGAUCCUCGAUGAAUGCCUGUCUAUGGCAUCCUGA
This is a messenger RNA of Nannizzia gypsea CBS 118893, 1272 nucleotides long. RefSeq lists its product as hypothetical. The coding region runs from base 1 to 1272 and encodes 423 amino acids. Gene Ontology annotation, molecular function: transcription coactivator activity. The transcript has 4 exons. Lineage: Eukaryota; Fungi; Ascomycota; Eurotiomycetes; Onygenales; Arthrodermataceae. Gene Ontology annotation, biological process: regulation of transcription by RNA polymerase II. Gene Ontology annotation, cellular component: SAGA complex. The record is from RefSeq and is a predicted model, not a curated record.